GCCCUGAAAAGCUUCUUCAAUAACAGCAACGACGACAGCCCCGCUCUAUCCAUUUUCGAUCGAUAGAGAGAAAUCAAAUCAUAUUUUUUCUGAAAUUACUUUACUUUUUCUAAAGAAGAUUCGAGAUCGAUCGAAUUGUAUUUUUUUAGAGUUUUUUAGAUUUGAAUUUGUGUAUAUAAUUUGACAGUGAGGGGGAAUUGGGGCAAAAUAAAAAAGAAGGGCCAAAAAGAGCAGGCAAUUUUGGCUGAAACAUGUCUGCCAUAGUUUCAGGGAAGAGAUCUUUCUUUGAGGAAUUGAGUUCGACGCCUCCUGCUUCUAAGAGAAUCCGUUGCUCUUCUCGUUUUGCUUCUUCUUUCCCUCCUUCUUCGCCGCCGCUGAUCGAUCAAUUGAUUGCUAUUUUUCCUGAAAUGGACCAGCAGGUCCUUCAGAGAGCACUUGAAGAAUGCGGAGAUGAUUUGGAUUCAGCCAUUAGAAGCUUGAACGAGCUUUGUUUAGUGCCCACUGAUAGAAAUGUAGCUGCUGCUGAUAAAACUGGUGAAGGAUUAGAAGGAAACGUUCAACUUCUAGCUCAAGGUAUAGCAACUAAUGGAGAUGUUCCAAUUAAGGAACAGACAUUUCCCGAAGCCUUCUCAAUAGAUGGUUCAGACUGGGUGGAGCUUUUUGUUAGAGAAAUGUUAAAUGCUUCUAACAUUGAUGAUGCCAGAGCUCGUGCUUCCAGAUCACUGGAAGUUUUGGAGAAGUCGAUCCAUGCACGUGCUGAAGCAGAGGUGGCCCAAAAUUUUCAUAAGGGAAACAUGCUGCUGAAAGAACAGCUAGAAAUACUAACUCAGGAAAAUACUAUUCUCAAGCGAGCUGUUGCCCUUCAACAUGAGCGCCAGAAAGAGUAUGAAAAUCAAAGUCAAGAGUUACAGCAUCUGAACCAAGUAACAUCUCAGUAUCAGGAGCAACUGAGAACCCUUGAGGUAAACAACUAUGCAUUGACAAUGCACUUGAAGCAAGCACAGCAAAGUAACUCUAUCCCUGGCCGUUUCAACCCUGAUGUUUUCUAGUAAGUCCUUUUCAGAUAACUUGAAAUUAGUGUUGCUCUUUAGCCUGCAGUUCCAAGAUGUUCCCUCGGUUUUCUAACGAAAUUCAUGAAUUGUAGUUUAUUUAUCAAAGUUAUAUA
Hibiscus syriacus is the source of this 1165-nucleotide messenger RNA. RefSeq lists its product as uncharacterized. Gene Ontology annotation, molecular function: ubiquitin binding. Lineage: Eukaryota; Viridiplantae; Streptophyta; Magnoliopsida; Malvales; Malvaceae. The transcript has 6 exons. Bases 252 to 1049 code for a protein of 265 amino acids. The record is from RefSeq and is a predicted model, not a curated record.